Molecule: messenger RNA, 2543 nt
Organism: Xyrauchen texanus (razorback sucker)
Lineage: Eukaryota; Metazoa; Chordata; Actinopteri; Cypriniformes; Catostomidae
Product: transmembrane protein 209-like
Exons: 15
Coding region: 141-1802 (553 amino acids)
Cellular component (GO): membrane
Source: RefSeq, a predicted model, not a curated record
CUUCGAGUCACUAAUUUGCUGCUCCCUUCAUUCUGUUUCUCUAAUGUCUGGUUUCAUACAACUGACUUUACCGCGUUUAUGGAGAACUAGAUCGAGGAAUGCUUAUGGUGUGUGCCAGGUUGUAGAGGAGCAGUGCAGAGAUGACCACAUCAAAGGAAGGCAUGACCUCUCUUAUCGACAAGACCAUGAGGAUGAGGAGGGAGGAACAGGCACGGCAGGUGGUUCUGGCCUGGGCAGUGCUGAAUGUGUCAUUUGCAGGGAUGAUCUAUACAGAAAUGUCUGGAAAGCUUCUCAGCAGAUACUACAACAUAACCUACUGGCCCAUCUGGUAUAUCGAGCUCGCUCUGGCCUCCCUGUUCAGCCUUAAUGCGCUUUUUGACUUCUGGAAGUACUUCAAGUACACCAUGUCCCUUUCCAUCAUCGGUGUCAGUCCAGAGCAGCAUCGACUUCUGGGGCUCACAAGCUCAGGGAUUCAGGCCUCUCCACCUCAGAAACAAGAGAAGGAAGCUCCUGUCUCAGUCCAGUCGUCACCUCUGCAGGGACAGAACGUGCUUUGCUUUAGCCCUUCACGUCCUUCAAGCACCAGCCCCAAAUAUUCCCCCAUCUGUGUGUCUGGGUAUAGUCCGCCUCUGAGCAGCCCCUCCUCAUCAGGAGGACCCUUUUCACCUUCCAUGGCUUUUGGCAAGGUGUUGAACUAUAGUCCAUCUCCGAGUUCCUCUCCAUACCCAAGCAAUCUCGGACCGGUUGAGGGCACCAGCCUCCGCGCUCGUUACCGCACAUCCCCAUCCGUCUUCAGCUCCCCCGGAGGUAAGGAGGACUACAUUGAUGAUCUGAAGACUUUGGAGAAGUUUUUAUGCCUCGAGGAGGAGAAAAGCCAUCACAGUCAACUAGGAAGUCCAGAAUCAACAUCUCAGAGGAACAGUCCAACGUUCUGGAAUUACAGUCGUACAGUAGGGGAUUACGCACAGAGCCUGAGGAAGUUCCAAUACCAAACGGCCUUCCAGUCACAAGCCCCAUCUGCCCUUAAAGAUGACACCGAACUGGGCUCCAAACAAGCUGCUGAAGAAGUCUGGGCGAGAAUCACAACCAGUCGUGUGGUGACCGAUAGUAUUGACAGCUGGACUGCUAGACUGAGAAACUGGAUAAACGACACCAUUCUCGAACAUCUGGUAAGAGAGAUGGAGUCUGUUAACAGUCAACUCAGGAGAAUGGGUUGCCCUGAGCUGCAGAUUGGUGAGGCCAGUAUCAGCAGUCUCAAACAAGCUGCUGUGGUCAAAGGCUCUGCAAUCCCCACUCUCAAUGCGAUUGUACAAUAUCUAGACAUCACACCUAAUCAAGAGUAUCUGGUGGAGAGAAUCAAGGAAUUGGCCCACAGUGGCUGCAUGAGCUCGUUCCGCUGGAAUGGAGGAGGAGAUCUUAAAAAUCGGAAAUGGGACACAGACCUUCCAACAGACUCCGCUAUCCUUUUGCAUGUGCUUUGUACAUACCUGGACUCCAGACUCCCUCCACAUCCUAAGUAUCCUGAUGGAAAAACAUUUACAUCUCAGCAUUUUAUUCAGACACCAGACAAACCAGUGCUGUCCAAUGAGAAUGUCUUUUGCAUUCAUCAAAGUUGCACGACCCCCCCUCAUUAUCAGCUGGUUUACCAGGGCCACAUCUACAGCUUGCCCAAGGGCAGAAAUAACUUGUUCCACACCAUCCUCAUGUUCCUCUACAUUAUCAAAACCAAGGAAUCUGGCAUGCUCGGGAGAGUGAACCUAGGUCUUUCAAGAGUGAACAUACUCUGGAUCUUUGGAGAUUGAGGUUGUCAUGGCACAAAUGAGAGGACAACACUGCAGUCACCUCUGUAUAUGAUAAUGACUGAUUGUUCUUCCGUUUACAUUGUUCAAUGGUUUUGAGAUGCAUUUGGACUGUAUAAUCAUAACUUGCAACCUGAAUGCAAAUACUUUUUAUCUGUACAAAAAUAUUUUUAAACUUCAACACACAAAUAUUUAUGGCUUUAAACAGUCAAAAUGGAGUUUUUGAUUUUGUAUUUUGUAAAUAUUUUUUCUAGUUCAUUUUCAUAAAAGCUUCAAAUGGAAAAAAAUUAUUUUGCUUUUUGAAAUGAAUGUAACUAAUAUGUGAAAAAUACACCGUAAUAGGGCUAGCUGAAUUAUGGUGGACACUGCAUUUUAUUUUGUUUAAUUUUGAAUGCAAUACAGUAGAUGUUUGUGCUGUUGUUCUCUACCAGGCCAUCCACACUCAGCAGCUGUACACAUGAACAUCUGUUAGAAGUGUAGACAUGCAACAUAAUUAUACAGUAACUCCUUAUAAGGUACAAAAGUAUCAAUUAAUUUAUACAAAGCCUUGAAAUAAUUACUGUUUAAAAGGGACAUUCAUGUUUCAUCUUUUUAAAGUUUGAAAGCCAGUGACCCUGAUCUUGAAUGCCAAGAGACACGAUCAACACUUUUUUUUUUUUUUUGAAUAUUGUAUUGUGCCUGGAAUGAAACUUGACAUGCAAUGACCCUGCUCUUUUGUCUUUGGUUUUUAAAUAAAAAAAAAUG